This is a messenger RNA of Tigriopus californicus, 916 nucleotides long. RefSeq lists its product as uncharacterized. The coding region runs from base 167 to 916 and encodes 249 amino acids. The transcript is spliced from 3 exons. Lineage: Eukaryota; Metazoa; Arthropoda; Copepoda; Harpacticoida; Harpacticidae. The record is from RefSeq and is a predicted model, not a curated record.
GCCUUUAAGGACAAUCAUCAGCCCUCACGAGACUGACAAGGCAGUGAUUGAAAAGGGCGAAAGUGCAAUCAUAUCUGAAGAGCUCGAGGCUGAAACCACGGGUGAAGGCACCGAAAGUGAUCAUGGUUCGACCAGAACACCCAUAAAAGUGAAAGUGACUAGUGUCAUGAAUGAAGGCCAAACGACCUGUGAAGCUCAGGAUGAUGUUGUUGACGCUGGAGGCAAGUCUCGGGAGAAGAUGUUGGAACAUUUCAAGGCCAACGCGACAAAGUUAAGUCGAAGUUCAUCGUGGAAAUCUCCUCCACUCAAUUUGAAAGAGGCAAAGAGAGCCUCGAGCAAGGUCAAAGACUGUAAGCUUCCGGCCUCCUUGCAGCACCUUCAACUCGAAGCCAGUAAUUGCCCAUCUUCGAUGAAGAUAUCAAUCAAACCUUUUGAGCGAGCGUGCCCAGCGCACACAGAUACCGUGGCGACUUCCUCUUCCCGCGAAGACACUUUGUCGCCCGCGGUAUCGGGGAAGAGUUUCGGCGAGAGCACAGAAACCCUCAUCAAUAUUGAUGAGACCGUCGCAUUUGGGCCUAAAAAUGGAAGCAAUCUCGCACGAAACGUGAACGCCCUUAUUCCAGCCCAAAAGAAUAAAGAAUUCAACAAUGCCGUAGCAGGUAGGAUCGAGAGAGUCAACGAAAACAUGAAUAAGGACGGGAUUAAGGCCUUCACGGACCUCGUCGAUCGUCGAGUGGAAAGGCAUCAGAAAGAAUCGAACGAACAGCAACGUGCGGAUAGCGCACGUGAGGUCCAAGAGGAAGGGGGAAACAAGCUCUACGGGCUGGACAACGGCAGUCCCAACGUUUGUGGACUUCGACCUAAAGCAAGAGGUGUGGAUCACCUACUUGACGGAGAGAAGGAUUCCAGUGGAUGA